AUGAGCUCAACAGUUCCUCUCCAAAUCAUCGACGACAAUGACGAUGAUGAAUUUGAUUGGGAGGCAGCAGUGAGAGAAAUCGAUGUCGCAUGUGAAAGAGCAAAAAACCCAUCAUCAUCAUCAUCAUCAACUGCAAAUAAUCAUGCUCCAUCUUCUUCCAGUUUUACCCCUCCCGUUAAUGUUAAUAAUUCUUAUUAUUCAACCAAAAAGACUGGGACUUGUAAGCAAUCAACGCUCGAUAAGUUUAUUGGGAAAGUGGGCCAUGUUAAUCUGCCCGUGAAUCGGACGUUUGAGGUUCGUCAUCUGCAGGAUAAUGGCAUCAACGGUGAUAACAGGCCGAGUUGCAUUGAGAUUGAUGCUGAGGCAGCUAAAACUUGGAUCUACCCAGUCAAUGUGCCUCUCCGAGACUAUCAAUUAGCUAUAACAAAGACUGCAUUAUUUACCAACACAUUGGUUGCAUUGCCGACGGGGCUCGGAAAGACGCUUAUUGCUGCUGUUGUUAUGUUUAACUACUUCAGAUGGUUUCCGGAUGGUAAAAUAGUUUUUGCUGCUCCUUCUCGUCCACUUGUGACGCAACAAAUAGAAGCAUGCCAUAAUAUUGUGGGAAUAUCGCAAGAAUGGACAAUUGAUAUGACAGGUCAGGUAUGUCCUUCAAAAAGGGCAUGCUUUUGGAAAACUAAACGAGUUUUCUUUGUUACUCCACAAGUGCUGGAAAAGGAUAUUCAAUCUGGUAAUAUUUUAAGUUACGCCAUAAUAUUUCUACUGGGAAAAAGGUUAUACCAUAAUACAUUUUACAUGGAAACUUUGUGA
This is a messenger RNA of Dovyalis caffra, 810 nucleotides long. The record is from the annotation of a GenBank genome assembly. Lineage: Eukaryota; Viridiplantae; Streptophyta; Magnoliopsida; Malpighiales; Salicaceae.